Molecule: messenger RNA, 3120 nt
Organism: Staurois parvus
Lineage: Eukaryota; Metazoa; Chordata; Amphibia; Anura; Ranidae
Source: the annotation of a GenBank genome assembly
AUGUUGACUGAUUUUUUUUUUUUUAUUCCAGUGGAUGAUACGGUGGUUGUUAUUCCAUAUGGCAGUAGACAUAUACGACUGGUGCUUAAAGGACCUGAUCACCUGUACCUGGAAACAAAAACAUUGCAAGGGUUAAAGGGCGAAAACAGUCUCAGCAACACUGGAUCUUUUCUUGUGGACAACACUACUGUUGACUUCCAAAGAUUUCCCGAUAAAGAAAUCCUCAGGAUUGCUGGUCCUCUUUCUGCAGAUUUUUCUGUCAAGGUGCGUUACACUGGUGCUGCAGAUAGUGUUGUACAAUUUAUUUUCUAUCAGCCUAUAAUACAUCGCUGGAGAGAAACUGAUUUUUUUCCUUGUUCAGCUUCAUGUGGAGGAGGUUAUCAGUUAACAUCAGCAGAAUGUUAUGAUUUGAGGAGUGGCCGUGUAGUAGCAGAUCAAUACUGCCAUUACUAUCCUGAGAAUGUCAAACCCAAACCCAGGCUCCAAGAGUGCAACAUGGACCCGUGCUUAGCCAGUGAUGGUUACAAGCAAAUUAUGCCCUAUGAUCUUUAUCACCCCCUUCCCAGAUGGGAAAGUACUCCCUGGACUGCUUGCUCUUCGUCUUGUGGUGGAGGAGGCAUCCAAAGCCGGACAGUCUCUUGCGUGGAGGAGGAUAUGCAGGGCCAUAUCAGCUCUGUUGAGGAAUGGAAAUGUAUGUACAAUCCAAAGAUGCCUAUUGUCCAGCCCUGCAAUAUUUUUGAUUGCCCUAAAUGGCUGGCUCAGGAGUGGUCACCGUGUACUGUUACAUGUGGGCAUGGGCUGAGGUACCGUGUGGUUCUCUGCAUCGAUCACAGGGGAAUACACACAGGAGGAUGCAGUCCUAAAACAAAACCUCACAUCAAGGAAGAAUGUACGGUGCACAUACCUUGCUACAAGAUCAAAGAAAAACUACCAGUAGAGGCCAAGUUACCAUGGUAUAAACAAGCACAGGAAUUAGAAGAGACAGCAGCUGUAUCUGAAGAACCUUCUUUUAUCCCGGAACCAUGGUCCCCAUGUAGUGUCAGCUGUGGAGCUGGUAUCCAACAACGAACAAUAAAGUGCCAGGUGCUUUUGUCAUUUGCACAAACAGUUGCUGAUCUUCCACUUGAUGAGUGUGAAGGACCAAAGCCUGUCAAUCAAAGAACCUGCUACAGUGGACCCUGCAAUGGAGAAGCUGUAGAGUACAACCCGGAUGAGGAAGAGGUGGAAUAUGGAACAAUAAAAGACAUUGAUGAACUCAAUGACUGGGAAUAUGAGGGCUUCUCUGCGUGCUCAGAGUCCUGUGGAGGAGGUGUUCAAGAAGCCAUAGUAGUGUGCUUGAACAAGCAGACAGGGGUAGCAAUGGGUGAAAGUAUGUGUGUGGCCAGCAGGCGACCUCCACCCCUAUUGAAAACCUGCAAUAUGGAAGCAUGUCCACCAAGGUGGGAAACUGGAAACUGGAGCUCGUGCAGCUUGACUUGUGGCGUUGGAUUACAGACCAGAGAUGUGUUCUGCUCUCAUCUUCUGUCCCGAGAGACAAAUGAAACUGUUGUUUUGGGUGAUGAUGUCUGCAGACAACCUAAACCUAUUUCGGUGCAAGCCUGCAACCGUUUUGACUGUCCACCUUCUUGGUAUACUACAGAGUGGAAACCGUGCUCUCAGUCUUGUGGUGGGGGCAUUCGGGCUCGGGAGGUCCUCUGCAAACAAAGGCUUUCUGAUGGCAGCAUCUUGGAACUCCCUGAAACAUUUUGCUCAUCUACAAAGUCUGCAACACAGGAAUUAUGCCACAAUGAAGACUGUCCACCAGAGUGGUCUCUAAAUGACUGGUCUCAGUGUUCAGUUUCAUGUGGAGAGGGAACGCAAAUACAAGGAGCUGUUUGUAAACGGAAGGUGAAAACUGGAGAAUAUAUUGUGGUGAAUUCCACUUUAUGUACAGAUUCAAUGCCACACCAGAUGACUCGGUCCUGUUCAUCAGCACCAUGCACAAGUAAUGGCAGGCUUGGCCAGAAGACAAACCCUCAAAUAUCUGGUCUGAAAAAAAUCUACAUACAAACCAAAAAGCAGAAGAAGCUUCAAUUUGUUGUUGGUGGCUAUGCUUACCUCCUGCCAAAGACUUCUCUCGUACUUAGGUGUCCUGUGCGUAGGUUUCGUAAACCUCAAAUUAUAUGGGAGAAAGAUGGAAAACACUUGAUCAGUUCAGAGCAUGUUACUGUGGCACCACAUGGAUAUGUUAAAAUUCAUCAUCUCAGGCCAUCAGACACUGGAGUCUACACAUGCAUGGCUGGACCUAGCCAAGAACAUUUUGUGAUCAAGCUUAUUGGAGAGAACAAUAAAAUUAUUUCUCAGACUUCCAGACAUAGAGAAGAAGACACUGUUAAAAAACACAGAAAGAAUGAUUCUUUUAAUCGUCCAGAAAAGCAACAAAAUUCAAAUCUUUUUAACCGAAGCAAAACUGAAAAGCAGAUGCAGAUAACGGAUCCUGGUAGCCGCUAUGAUAAUAUUGUUUCACGUCUUCUGGCACUAAAACCCUGGUCUGACCAUCACAUGGAUCCAUCUGACCCUCAAGAAUCUUUUGAAAGAAACAUCUCCUCUGAGGAAGAUCAUGGUUUGGAGAAUACUGUACCUAAUACUUUUGUUACUGAUGUUAAGCAUGUAGAAGAUGUAAUACGGUUAUUGUCCCAGCAACCUGGUGAACUCCAUGACAACAGCAAACAUCUCUUAUUACAGCUGGCUCAUGAGCUAGUUAAAAGCCGUCUAGAAAACCAUGGACCACCCGUUUUCAAGCCUGAGCCUAAACAACUUGGUCCAGGAAUUUCAGAGCAUUCGUUGUAUAAACCUGUGUCUGGUUUUUCUAGCUCUUGGAGGUCAUCAUCAAUGGAAGCAGAAGUACUUGAACCACAUGAAAUUCUCCCAGGCCAAGCUCACAGGAAGCCAGUUAUUCUUCGAAAGAUAUCUGCAGCCCAACAUUUCUCCGCUUCUGAGGUUGUUACCCAUAUUGGACAAACUGUGGCACUGGCUAGUGGAACCCUCAGUGUGCUACUUCAUUGCGAAGCUGGAGGAAACCCUAAACCAGUUAUAAGCUGGGCAAAGAAUGGAGAAGAAGUGAAAUACAGUAACAGGUAG